Acanthisitta chloris (rifleman) is the source of this 744-nucleotide messenger RNA. RefSeq names its product RAD1 checkpoint DNA exonuclease (gene RAD1). The annotation marks the transcript as partial. The record is from RefSeq and is a predicted model, not a curated record. NCBI's taxonomy places the organism in Eukaryota, Metazoa, Chordata, Aves, Passeriformes, Acanthisittidae. The transcript is spliced from 5 exons. Gene Ontology annotation, cellular component: nucleus; checkpoint clamp complex. Gene Ontology annotation, molecular function: 3'-5' exonuclease activity. Gene Ontology annotation, biological process: DNA damage checkpoint signaling; DNA repair.
GUGCAGGAGCACGGCACGUGCCUGGCCACGGCCAGAGGCCUCCGCGUGACGGUGGAGAACGCCAAGUGCAUUCAGGCUGACUUGUACUUCCAGGCAGAAAUUUUCCAGGAAUAUGCUGUUCAGGAGGAAUCGGUGAUGUUCCGGAUCAACUUGUCUGUUCUUCUUGACUGCCUGACCAUUUUUGGAACCAGCUCUUUGCCAGGAACAUCAACAGCCCUUAGGAUGUGUUACCGUGGUUAUGGUUAUCCCCUGAUGCUGUUCUUGGAAGAAGGAGGAGUGGUGACAGUGUGCAAAGUUAACACCCAAGAACCUGAGGAGUUGCUAGAUUUUGAUUUCUGCAGCACAAAGGUUGUUAAUAAAAUUAUCCUGCAGUCGGAGGGGCUACGAGAAGCGUUUGCUGAACUGGAUAUGACCGGUGAAGUUCUGCAGAUUACCAUGUCUCCGGAUAAACCCUACUUCAGGUUAUCCACUUUUGGAAAUGCUGGAAGUGCACACCUGGACUACCCUAGGGAUUCUGAUUUAAUGGAAGCAUUCCAGUGUAACCAGACCCAGACGAACAGAUACAAGAUUUCUUUGCUUAAACCAUCUACAAAGGCACUGGCUUUAUCUUGUAAAGUGUCCAUUCGAACAGAUGCUCGAGGAUUUCUUUCACUGCAGUAUAUGAUUAGGAAUGAAGAUGGACAGAUCUGUUUUGUGGAAUACUAUUGCUGCCCUGAUGAGGAGAGUGCUGAAGCAGAACUGUAG